Messenger RNA from Lytechinus variegatus (green sea urchin), 1801 nucleotides. RefSeq names its product filament-like plant protein 1. Bases 143 to 823 code for a protein of 226 amino acids. The record is from RefSeq and is a predicted model, not a curated record. NCBI's taxonomy places the organism in Eukaryota, Metazoa, Echinodermata, Echinoidea, Temnopleuroida, Toxopneustidae. The transcript has 6 exons.
GGUGAGGCAAGGAGAAUUGAUACGUAACUAAUGAAAACAACUCUGAUCUUCGACGUCGUUUUUACUUUUAAAUAGGCCCAACGUCAAGUCAUCUUAUUUUUUCAUCGAGAAGUUUCAUCUUGCCCAUCGUAAUCUUUCAGAAAUGACUUCAAAUCGGAAGAGUUCUGAGACGAAAAGUCGGGAGAAUGCAGCUUUUCUCAAGAUGCGAGUUGAAGAGCUUGAGUCGGAAGUGAGUUCUCUGAAGAAAAGACUGGAUGGACUAAGAAAGGCUAAGAAUACAACUGUGCUGAAAAAAGAGAAGGAGUAUGUUUCUGUUGGAGCAUCAGAAUCAAACAGAGCAAGUAAAAGGCCGUCCAUUUCAGAAGAUAAGAGCAGUGAACUUCAGAAAAAAUUAAAAGAUCUGAGUCUUCAACACGCAGACGAGAUGAGUGCCUUGAAGAAGAAGCACAGUGCCGAUCUCAAAAAGUUGCAAUCUGAGAAAGUGAAGCCCACUACACCAGAGAAGUGCAAUCACGAGGAAGAGAUCCUCCGUCUCAAAGGUGAAAUAACCGAACUGAAAGAGAAGAACGCCAACCUGGAGGAUGUGAACUCAACACUCAAAGCAGAGACUCUCUCGCUUCAUGCGAAGUUUGAGGAACUGUUCACAGAGCUGAGCCUCAAGGAAGCGCAGUGGUGCGAGAAGGAGGAACAGUUAAAUCUCAAGCUCAAGUUACAAUGGGGAGAAAAGUACCGGGAGUGGAUGGAAGCCACAGAGAAGAAGAUUGCAGAGCUGCAAAGAGCCAAUGAAUAUUUACGAACCUGUCUUAAGAGUCCAGGGGAUUAAUGAUACGCAGUCUUCCAUCUUCAAUUUACACCAAAGAGAGACUUUUGCGACCGGGUAUUCUGAACUCUAUUUAAAGCGAAUCCUCAUUGACCUUUCCUUAGGAGAAUAAUGCAAUUUGCUGGCACCGGCCCUUGUGUAUAGCAAUGGAAAUACCUGUGAAAGACCUGCUUAUUGAGGGCUCAGCCAAUUAUGCUCACCUGACCAUUGUAGUGAAUCACAGAGAUAUCUUUGCCAAUUCCUUCGGACAGAGGAUAAUGUGAUAAUGACUGCCACCUAAUGAGAGUUGAGCCCAGCGCAUCCGAUGCGAGACGUUUUUUUUUAAUAAGUUGCAUACCGGUAUUGCAUUAAAUGUGAAAGUCCCAAGAAAUCAAAUUAUAUCAUUUGAAGUUCAGCAUAAUGUUAGGAAUGAUAAAAUCAUAAUUUAGCUUUGCAGCAAUUAGCCCUAUGGUUGAAGUAAAGUCCAAAUCGGCUUCAAGUCACAGCCGAUGAUGACGUCAUUGCGAUUUGAAUUUGAUUUUAUUCCUACAGGGAGGCUCAAACUAGACUGAAUUUUGAUUUCAGUAGUCCUACCACUAUUCUGAACCCCGAUCGCUAAGAUUUUAUUGGUUGGAAAGUUCUUAUCAAAUGUUAUUACAAAUUCUUUGAAAUUUGGAUCGCAACGAAUCGCAAAGUGUUCACCGGGCUGUAGAGAGGAAUGUACACAGCAAUUACAGAAUGUUUAUUUGCUGUGAAACUUGAUACUGCUCGAUCUGAUGGUAAACUCCUGCAAAUGGUAAUUGUCACUUGGUCUACACCCUAUUGGUCUACUUUCCGUUUGGUCUAAUCUUAGGAUUGCCUACAACCUUACUGAAAACAGACUGGGAUUAAUAACGAUAAUAAUAGCUGGGUUUAUAUAGCCCAGUUUGCCUGAGGAUACAAAGCGCUGCUAUUAUUAGCCUAGCUUUAGCUCAAGCUGCCACCAAUGGCAUUCAGUGCAUU